CUAUAAUUGUGAUGUUUGUAAGAUGAUGAUUUUUGAUCUGAAAAUAGAAGAAUAAUUAUAUAUGGCCAAUAUAGAUUUUCCGAUUAAGAUUUGCUUGUAUUUAAUAAAUAUUGUAAAGAAAAGCAGAAAUCGAUGCUUUUGGUAAUUAUUUAAGGAAAGAUAAAUGCAAUAAUGAAUGAAUAAGAAGAUACAAACAAGGCUUUGAGAUAAUUUGAUUUAGGGAACUUGAUGGAACAAGAUAAGUAAAGAGGCUGAGAAAUCAGUAAUUUCAGAACUAAAAAUAGAGGGAACUUAAGAAAAAUCUUUAAAAGCGAUCUUGAUGAGGAUGAUUUUAAAAAAUGCAAUGAAUUAGAUUUAAAUGGGUUUAGAGAUAUUUACAAUAGAAUAAUUAUAAAGUAAUAUGGUAAGUUCAAAAAAUAAUUAGAAGAGAAUGUUUUGAAUUGAAAUAAAAUAGAAAUAAUAAGAAGAUGAAGG
Messenger RNA from Paramecium sonneborni, 474 nucleotides. NCBI's taxonomy places the organism in Eukaryota, Ciliophora, Oligohymenophorea, Peniculida, Parameciidae. The record is from the annotation of a GenBank genome assembly.